Mitosporidium daphniae is the source of this 567-nucleotide messenger RNA. RefSeq lists its product as uncharacterized. The record is from RefSeq and is a predicted model, not a curated record. NCBI's taxonomy places the organism in Eukaryota, Fungi, Microsporidia. The transcript has a single exon. Bases 1 to 567 code for a protein of 188 amino acids.
AUGACCAUUUUUGAGAUCAAAGAGCCUCUUACGCCGUCUACUGCUGAGUCCUUCAAAAAGAUAUUGAACAAGAAGCUCGAGAAUAUUUUGAAAAAGAGCAGCAAGAAAACUCGCGUAUUGAUUGUUGAUUGCUCUUUUGUCAAUUGCUGCGAAAAUAUCCAAAAUGUCAGGUAUGGAGCAUCCAUGGAAUUUCUGUUUCCAUAUCCCAUUCCAUAUUCGAUGGUAAAUACACGAAGGAAGGGCAGCACCUUUGGAAACCAGAUGUUCAUCAUUGCCAUUUUGCUCAAGUUUUACCUUGAAACCGAGAUGAAAGGUCUCAGCGAGCCUCCUUUAUUCUUCAAAAAGGAGAAUAUCUAUUCCACUCUGGAGCUUUAUGCUUAUGGCGAACUAGAAAAAACCAAAAGGGAAACCAAGUCAUCUGUUUUGAAGCUCUUCAGGAUUUUGAGCGAAAAGAUAUAUGAAAAUGACGACAAUCUCAAAGCCUUUUUGAAGCAUGUAGUGAUUGAAAACAUCAAAACGUCUUCUGAUCGGCUUGUAUCAUCUCCCGCUGAAUUUAUUUUAUCUUGA